UUUUGUUUCAUAGCGUUUCCAGUUCACUUGCGAAUGAGUCGAUACCCAACUUCAAACGAUAAUAAUACACAGUCAAAGGACCCAUAUGCUCGACCAAAUAAGCCUUCGAGAAUAGCUGUUAACCAGCCAAAUCCCACUGAUCCUUACAGAGCUACCAGGAAGCCUCAAGAUUCUGGUCUCGGGCAUAACUCAAAUAUAUAUGAAGCUGAUAACGAACCCUUAAAUAGCUCUCAGUCUGACAUCCAGCUGCAGCAUCGUAUCGUCGAUGUACGAUCCAACUCUUACCUUCCAUAUUCCCACCGACGAGACCCAGGGUUCAAUCCAGCUCGAUCUCAUGAGCCUUUGUACAUAGAAGAAGAUAUGAGCAGCAUUUCUAAUCCUGAUAAGGACGGUCGGUCAGCAACAUUACUUCAAGAAGAGCUACCGCUCGAUGCAUUUGAUUCAUACUCGGAAAUGCAAUCGCCUCGGUCAAAAUCUGCUGUCGUCUUUCCAACAUCAGGUGAGCUUCCGCCAAGAAGUAAGAAAAGAAAACUUCCAAAAUCCUGCUGCGGCAUUUCUUUCUGGAUAUGUAUUCCCUUUUGGAUAGCCUUCGUUGUCGUAGUUGCUAUCAUAUGGUAUUUCUGUUGGCCACGUACACCUACCUUGUCAUUUGGAGACGCUGCUGUAAAGGAUGGGCCAGUAUGGGGACCAGAUACAAAUCCGUCUCUUCAAUCCGAUUGGUAUGUCAAUAUAACCAUUGACAACUCAGCGAACUGGAUACCCACCCGCAUAAACAACAUUGCUUUCAGCGUACUCGAUACCAAUACCCAGCAAUUUGUUGGUCACGGCAAUACUAACGCUUUCACCAUCCCGGGUCGCAGCAUCCAGACCCUUAAUGUAACGGUCUACAUCAAUUAUACUGCUUCUUCGACUUCGGACCAAACCUUUAUAGAUCUAUAUAGUGCAUGCGGCCCACAGAAAGUCGGUGAUUCGCCACCUUUGAGUAUUGACUUCCAGGCCAUCUUUGACAUUUGGGGGAUCGUUUGGCAUCCUGUCGCGAUGGUUUCCCCGGGACCAGAUGGUUUCAAUUGCCCGCUUAGCUAGUGCGCUGGCUAUGCUGCAUAUUGAACUUUUUCCCUGACAUUAUCAUCGACUUUGCUUUGUUUUGUUUUGCACUUCCUAGACACAUUCAUUUUCUUGUUUUCACUUGCCCAAGCAUCCAUCACACUCCCUUCUCGAUUCGAAAUUGUACAGUUGCACUUUUAUAGCAACCUCCAUAAACCUGUGCCGUCAAAAUAAACCCACUCCAGACUCUUAUACAGUCCAUUUCUUUGGUAACUGUAUUUUAUUACGAUU
Umbelopsis ramanniana AG is the source of this 1335-nucleotide messenger RNA. RefSeq lists its product as uncharacterized. Lineage: Eukaryota; Fungi; Mucoromycota; Umbelopsidomycetes; Umbelopsidales; Umbelopsidaceae. The transcript has 3 exons. The record is from RefSeq and is a predicted model, not a curated record. The coding region runs from base 34 to 1083 and encodes 349 amino acids.